Aquila chrysaetos chrysaetos is the source of this 1985-nucleotide messenger RNA. RefSeq names its product endonuclease G (gene ENDOG). Bases 1 to 1521 code for a protein of 506 amino acids. The transcript is spliced from 3 exons. The record is from RefSeq and is a predicted model, not a curated record. NCBI's taxonomy places the organism in Eukaryota, Metazoa, Chordata, Aves, Accipitriformes, Accipitridae. Gene Ontology annotation, biological process: apoptotic DNA fragmentation. Gene Ontology annotation, molecular function: RNA endonuclease activity; nucleic acid binding; single-stranded DNA endonuclease activity. Gene Ontology annotation, cellular component: mitochondrial inner membrane; nucleus.
AUGCUCUCUGCGAUGGCGGCUGGGGGGGAACCAAGCGACCGAGGAGCAGCAGUGAGCUGUAGCCCCUCUCCCUCCCCACCUCCCCUUCGGCACCACGGUUGCGCUUUGCCUUCGCCCACCCCGCCGCUGCCUCGCUCCGCGGGGCCGGCUGCAGCGGGGGGAGCGGUGGCUUUUCUCGAAGAAAAAAAAAAAAAAAAAAAACAAAAAACCAAAACCUGCAAAGGUAACGCUGCGACUGCGGAUGGUGCGGGGCUGGGGGAGCGGUACCCGCGGGUGGGCUGCCGGGGCCGGGGCGGACCGUCCCCGGGAGGUCGCCGCCCUGUCCCGUCCCCCGCCCCGCUGACCGCUCUUUAUUUUUGUACUUUCUCCUUCGAGCCCCUCUGGCGGGGCUCCUCGUUUAAUGCUGUUUUCUCCUUUGUCCUAAUAAAAUGGUUUCUUUGCACACCGGUGUCGCCGCCGCUUCUGUCGCCGCGGCCGGGUCCCGGGAGGAUGGCGGCGUCCCCGCGGCGCCCUCUCGCCCUUAAAGCGGCGACGGUUCCGCUCCUGCGGGUCCCCGCUUCCGCCAAAGCCACGGCCCGUUUAAGCGUUGGCCGCUCCUGCGGCCCAAGCGCACGGACCAUGGUGCGGGGCCGGUGGCUGCUGCCCGGCGCUUCCCUGGCCCUGGGCGCGGGGCUGGGGGCGGCCCUCACCGCCCGCCGCCGGGCCGAGGGCCGUGAGGCGGAGGGGCUGCUGGGCCGCCUGCCCGUCGUACCCGCCGUGGCGGCGGCGGCUGCGGCGGGUCCGCCGGCCUUGCCGGGCUCGGGGCGGGCGGAGCUGACCAAGUACGGGCUGCCCGGGCUGGCGCAGCUGCGGAGCCGCGAGUCCUACGUGCUGUGUUACGAUCCGCGGAGCCGCAGCGCGCUUUGGGUCAUCGAGCAGCUCAACCGGGAGACGCUCAGCGGCACCUCGGACCGCGCCGCCUGCGACUUUCAAGAGGACGAUUCGGUGCACGAAUAUCACCGCGCUACCAACGCCGACUACCGCGGCAGCGGCUUCGACCGCGGGCACCUGGCCGCCGCCGCUAACCACAAGUGGAGCCAGAAAGCCAUGCGGGACACCUUCUACCUCAGCAACAUCGCCCCGCAGGAUCCUCAUUUAAACCAGAAUGCCUGGAAUAACCUCGAGAAGUACAGCAGAAGCUUGGCAAAGAACAACAAGAACGUCUACGUCUGCACAGGACCCCUUUACCUGCCCAGGAUGGAGGCCGAUGGGAAGAUGUACGUCAAGUACCAGGUUAUUGGGAAGAACAAUGUGGCCGUUCCCACCCAUUUCUUCAAGGUGCUCAUCUUGGAGAAGGAGAGCGGGGAGAUUGAGUUGCGCUCUUACGUGAUGCCCAACAGCCCUGUGGAUGAGAAAAUCCCCCUGGAACGCUUCCUGGUUCCCAUUGAGAGCAUUGAGCGAGCCUCAGGGCUCCUCUUUGUCCCAAACAUCUUGAAGAGAACAGGUAACUUGAAAGCCAUCACAGCUGGAAACAAGCGUUGAACCCUGACUAAACAAAUCUAGGUAUCCCCUGGUAAGGGACUCACAGCAGUCAUCUGCAGAACACUAGUUCCUUGUGCAAUUUUAAAUGUGAGAAAUAAGAAUCAAACCAAUGCUUCUCUUUACCCUUCCCCUUGUUUCAUGCAACAGUGAAACACGCACACGCAGCAGGUCUCAAGGGCAGGUCCUGCAGAAGGCUCCUGGGCAUCUGACACCGUCGUAGGUCUUUAGAAUUUGCCCCUAAUCUGCAGUAUGGAGCAUACCCCUGUAAUUGCUCCCUUUGAGUUGUGUUCACCUUAAGACACAAAGGGAAGUUACUUCAUUUCUGCUAUUUAGCAGGGAAGGAUGGGAGCAAGAUGGGUGCAGGGGGAGGAGAGGAAAGGUUCCUGCCUUUCUGUGGCCAAAGCAUUGUACAAUUGUUUUCUUUCAGAAGAUGGUUUUAGCAGUAAAGCUUUGAACCCCCACAA